Molecule: messenger RNA, 2418 nt
Organism: Aureobasidium musti
Lineage: Eukaryota; Fungi; Ascomycota; Dothideomycetes; Dothideales; Saccotheciaceae
Source: the annotation of a GenBank genome assembly
AUGCGAACAAGGACUCACAGCAAACCUCAAUUACCUCAGGUCAGUCCCACCCUCACUCGCGCCACCAGAUCAACCAACAAUUCCUCUCCCGACAAGAUGAACUCCACUAUCACGGCAAAGGGUCCCAACUAUGCCGAAACAGACCCUGUGUCGCUCAGAUGGAUCAAUGAUCGCACCUUUGCCAUUUCCGGCAUUGAUCAGGAGAUUCUAGAGACUUAUCAAGCUGAGGACCAAGCAAGAAGUUUUAGCAAGCCUCAAAGUCCUAAUGAUCGCCGUGCUGCACGAAGGGCUCGCCGUGAAAGUGCUCACGAAGCUAUUUUCUUCACUGGUCUAGCAUCCAGCCAGAAUGGACAGACCAAANAGAAGCCCGAGUCCGACGAAAGCACAGGCCAUCUGGAAACACAUGAGAAUGCUUCGUUCAAUCGUUCUACAAUGACUUCUUUCAAUGGCAAUGGAGACAACACUGCAUCAGAUAUCGAUGAUCCUGAAAAGGAUGACGAUGCUGAUGACGAUGAUCACGUCUCGAACAACUUUCAGCCUCUGGCUCGAGGCAUUACCUUAUCAAAACGAGGUGGCACAGUGAAACGAAGACGACGAGGUGGCGCUCAGUCAGCAUCACGACAGCCUUCUCGCGAGCCUUCACCCGAGCUACCUCUUCUGGCGCCAGAAGAGGAUAUCGUCAGCGACGAUGAUCUACCAUCUCCCUUCACCGAUGAGAUAUUCGAGGAUCCCAACCUACCAGACGAUGAAGCGCAAGCUUUAUACAACAAACUCUUCGAGCCAAUGACACAACCAGACGUCUUUAUUGGGCCUUUGACCAAGUUUNUGCCAGGCCAGAGAUCUACAGACAAUUUAUAUGUAUUGGCCGCCAACACAGCAGCAGCAUUACGUGCAUGGCAGGACGAAUACCUCGAGCUUGAGAAGAUCACUGCUCCACAUGCCGCUAUCCCUCGUAAAGCUGCAACUGGUCAACGCAACCCGAUUGACCCUAUGGUAUAUGAGGAUCAGAAGGAAGCUGAGUUGUAUGACUAUGUGUUCGAUGCGAAGAAAGUCGGCAUGCAAGAUCCCAUUGCCCAGAAAGUCGUUAGAGAUGCUUCUGGCAGAGAAUUACGUACUCGUCAACCUCGUGGCCAGGCCAAUAAAGAGGCUUCCGCGGCUGCUGCGGCUGUUCCUCCAGAAGAAAUCAUCACAGGCAGACGGGCUAGAAAGCCGGUUGCCAAGUAUGACGGUGUUGUUUCCACUGAUCAAGUCAUGGGAAGGAAGAGAGGUGCAAACGCCAUGAGCGAGACUCCUGAAGCAGACGAACCUAUGGCAAAGCGAGGCAAAACAGCUACUCGGGGCGGAAGAGGAGGGCGAGGUGGUCGUGGCGGCCGAGGUGGCAGAGGCGGGCGUGGCGGCGGACGAGGUGGCUUGGUUGCAAAGCGUUUGCAAGAGCUCCGUGAAGAGAGUGCUGCAGUAUCGGCUACAGCAUCCGAAGACGAGCUUUCAGGCUCAGACGCAGGCAGUGUGCCACCAGAUACGCGAGAGAACAGUCCUGUACUCGAACUUCUACCUGCAACAGAGACAACCACGCCAGGGCUAGCAGAUGAGUCGCAGAUUGACCCGCAGAGCGAAGACGGACCAUCACUUACGGCUAGUGGAAAGAAAAAGGGACGACCAAAAGGAAGUAAAAAUCACCACAAGAGAUCAGAUGCUGGCAUUCCGAAAGGCCCUCGCGUACCUAAAGCUCAGGGCAACGGCACACCAAGUAUUGGAACUGCCAACUCUGACAUGCCACCAAGCGCAGAAACGAGCCUUACGCCUGUAUCAGCCGAUACGACACCAGUUGCACCAGCUACAGCAGGAGGUAUUCCAAUCGAUCCUAAGCGCAAGGUUCCUCGCAGCGAGAAGAGAUCCAAGAGUAUGGUUGAAUGGUGGGCUCGUCGCAAGGCCAAAGAAGCAGAGGACAAAGCGCGUGAAGCAGAAGCCCAGGCUGCCGAACGCCAUCGUGCUGCCGAAGCCCAUGCGCGAUAUAUGUCGCAGCAUGGCGGUUUGAUUGCUGCGCAACAACAGGCCCAGCAGCACCAACAUCAGCAUCAACAUCCACAGCAUCCGCCUCAGCAACAUCAGCAGUUUGGUGGUUAUACAGGGCCUUAUCCACCCACAGGCGUCCUGCCACCUCCAGGACCGCCCCAACAGAUGCCACAACACGUACCACAACACUGGGGUUCUGGCUUUGCACUACCCGGCCUCCAGGGUCCUGGUGGUCUAGUAUGGCAUCAACCUGUCCAUCAUCCGGGUCAAGGUCUGCCUCCAAUGCAACAGCAGCCUCCUCCAUCUCAGCAACAGCAGCAGCAAGGUUUACCACAAGGACCGGGUGGCCCACAAGGACCUGAGGGCCAUCGAAGGGAUCAACAUGGAUUUGUUAGGAGCUUUUGA